Chrysoperla carnea is the source of this 1175-nucleotide messenger RNA. RefSeq names its product probable aminoacyl tRNA synthase complex-interacting multifunctional protein 2 (gene AIMP2). Bases 167 to 1153 code for a protein of 328 amino acids. Gene Ontology annotation, cellular component: aminoacyl-tRNA synthetase multienzyme complex. The transcript has 5 exons. The record is from RefSeq and is a predicted model, not a curated record. Lineage: Eukaryota; Metazoa; Arthropoda; Insecta; Neuroptera; Chrysopidae.
CCUCCAAGAGAAUUAAAGUGUAUUCAAAUAAGGAAAGAUGUCGGAAUUGGUCGGGCAAAAUGUUGGCAAAUGACUACUGUGCAUAAAAAUCAUAACAGAUUUUAAAAAAAUUUGAAAAUUAAAAUAAGUGAAAAGUAAAGGAAAUUCAUCUAAAAUAAACAUAAAAAUGACAAAAGUUUUAAAUAUGUAUCAAUUAAAACCGAUAAUCGAUUCAUCUGUGACAGUUUCUGAACCAAAGUGCAUGUAUAAAAUGAAAAAUAUUCACGAGUCCAUUAACCACGUUCAAACAUCACAAGUUUUGGAUAUUUCCGAUAAGGUUAACAAGUUUUUAAAGACCCAACAAAUAAUAUUACCUGAGAUGGCUGAAUUAGAAGAACGACAAAAGAAAAUACUUGAACAGUUGGAAUUAUUGAAAAAUCAAAUGCAUAAUUUACGAUCGGAAUUAAAAAUAACACCAAAAAAUUGUGAAGCUAAUUUACAAAAUUCUCAAGCUAAUAUCGCACAAGUGAAGUUUCAAAAUACAUCGAAUUUAGAGAAAAUUGCAUUAAAAAUUCAUCCAAAUUAUAUACCAUUUUAUUUGUUAGAUGUACAAAAUUUAUGGAAAGGUUUUAUUGAUGUCAUUUUUGAUGUACACGUGCAUUCAUCAGUGAAAAAUUUGCCAGAAGCUAAUCGAAAUUUUGCGAAACUAUUAACGAAUACUAAUGAAAAUUCAAAUUUACCACAAUUACGUGUUACUAUCAUUUGGAAAGAAGUACAAAAUGUUGCAGAAUUAGUGGUAUCAGCAUUACUUGAACCAAUAAUUGGUGAUACGAAUAUAUUACGAUAUUUAGCACGAAUUGAAAAUUCACAAAAAUUAAUUUAUGAAGAAAAUCAAAAUCAAUUUGAAAUCAAAUCAAUACAUAUUGAUAACGUUUUAGAUAUUUGUUAUCGUUUAAGUCAUCGACAAUGCUCUUCGAAAAGUAAAAGACAAGAGUUACUACAUCUAGUCGAUAAUAAAUUAGGUAAAUCACAAUGGUUAGCUGGUACGGAUUCCUUAUCAAUUGCUGAUAUAGCUUUACAUUCAGUUAUACAACAAUUAAAUUUAUCUAAUUUAUUGAAUGUUAAUCUAUCGAAUUGGUUAAAACGUUAUCAACAACUUAAUAAACGAAAUUAAAAUGUUUUUUUGUUCUGAAAAA